UAGAAUUCCGGCACCCAGGAGGCUGAAGCAGGAUGAUUUGAGAGUUGGAGGUCAACCUAGGAUACACGGUUGAGUUAAAGGUCAGCCUGGGCUACAGGGCAAGACCUUCUCUCAAACAAACAAAAACCUACAAAAGCAAACUAUACUCAGGAGCAAAGGCAGGUACAUCUUUUUUGAGUUAGAGGCCAUCCUGGUGUAUAGAGAGGUGUAUAGUGAGUCUCAAAGAAACGAAGAAAAAGAGGAGAAGGACGAUGAGGAGAGCUCAAGCUGACCUGCAGUGAGGACUGGUGAAAUAUUUACACUGAAAUAGACAAAAGCAACUUUUCGUUUUCCGAGAGCGAACUCCUGCUGAAGCUUGGCAGUGCACGAGUCGCCCCUUCUUAAUUCCGAAAGAGCAGGUAGAUGGUCUCUAGGUUCCUUACAGGCAUCCGCCUGUCUUGACGCUCCGCCCAGGCCGCGCCUCCGAUUGGCUACAAGCACUUGAGCGGCGGAAGCAGCUGGCUCGCGGGGGACCGGGGUGGGGGCCGGCCGUGAAGAUGGCGGCAGUGGUGGAGGUGGAGGUUGGAGGAGGUGCUGUUGCGGAAAGGGAGAUAGAUGAGGUUGAUAUGUCAGACCUCUCCCCAGAGGAGCAGUGGAGGGUCGAACAUGCACGAAUGCAUGCCAAACAUCGUGGCCAUGAAGCCAUGCACGCUGAAAUGGUCCUCAUCCUUAUUGCUACCUUGGUGGUGGCCCAGCUGCUCCUGGUACAGUGGAAACAGAGGCACCCCCGUUCUUAUAAUAUGGUGACCCUCUUUCAGAUGUGGGUUGUUCCCCUCUAUUUCACAGUGAAGCUGCAUUGGUGGAGGUUCUUGGUGAUCUGGAUCUUCUUCUCUGCUGUCACAGCCUUUGUCACCUUCCGAGCCACACGGAAGCCUCUGGUACAGACAACCCCAAGGUUGGUUUAUAAAUGGUUCCUGCUAAUCUAUAAGAUCAGCUAUGCCACUGGCAUUGUUGGCUACAUGGCUGUCAUGUUUACCCUCUUUGGUCUUAACUUAUUAUUCAAGAUUAAACCAGAAGAUGCAAUGGACUUUGGUAUCUCUCUUCUCUUCUAUGGCCUCUACUAUGGAGUUCUUGAGCGAGACUUUGCAGAAAUGUGUGCAGACUAUAUGGCAUCAACCAUAGGGUUCUACAGUGAGUCGGGCAUGCCUACCAAGCACCUCUCAGACAGCGUGUGCGCUGUGUGUGGGCAGCAGAUCUUUGUGGAUGUUAAUGAAGAGGGCAUCAUCGAGAACACGUACAGGCUUUCCUGCAAUCAUGUAUUCCAUGAAUUCUGCAUCCGAGGCUGGUGCAUCGUGGGAAAGAAGCAGACAUGUCCCUACUGCAAGGAGAAGGUGGACCUGAAGAGGAUGUUCAGCAAUCCCUGGGAGCGGCCUCAUGUCAUGUAUGGACAGCUGCUAGACUGGCUUCGGUACUUGGUAGCCUGGCAGCCUGUUAUCAUUGGCCUGGUGCAAGGCAUCAGCUACAUCCUGGGCCUGGAGUAAUCAGAGACCACAUCAUUGCAGAACCACCCCACCCACCAUGGACCUCAGGGCACUCUCCUUGCUGCCCACAAAGACUUGGGUGGAAAAGACUCAAAGGCACUUGGGCCAUUCAGGACCUCCCCAGCUGUGUCUGGGUUGGAGGGGACAUGAUGGAGAACCAGCCAGUGGGGCUGUCAGCAGUGGGGGGCUUUUUAAAAGAAAAUUAUUUUGAUGAAUAUA
Molecule: messenger RNA, 1739 nt
Organism: Rattus norvegicus (Norway rat)
Lineage: Eukaryota; Metazoa; Chordata; Mammalia; Rodentia; Muridae
Source: RefSeq, a predicted model, not a curated record